UUUAAGCACGUUCAGUUUUCGUCUGAACGCGCCGCGUGCCAGUGUGCUCUUCCGGAUAGGACCGUUCUUAUCUGGGUUUUCUUUUUUUACCUAGCCACGAAUUAAGUUAUUUUCUUUUUCAAAAUGAAACUUACAACGUAAUUUAUUUCGUAACAUGUGCAACGAUAGAAGUUUUCUAAUAGUUGAGAUUUAGUUUAUUUAUUUCAUCUGCGUACACUCUCAAUAAUUAUUGUAUCGAUAUUUCUUGAUUUUUCUUAUAUUUUUUCGUUUACGAUGGCGGCAUGGACGAACUCGAAAAGGAAUUUGAAAUUGUUCACAGUGACAGUGCUUUUAGCGAUCACGGGUUGUGCUUCACAAACCAUUCAGAUAACGCCGAACGAUGUAGAACCGGUAAGAGAAGAACGCUCGAAGUACGGCGUGACGUGCUACGGCCCAAACCUCAGUGAAUUUCAAUGGCGUGGUCCCGCUGGUAUAAUAUCGCAGAGCCAGCAAUUCAGGGUCCAUUCGCAGAAGUUGGCAAUGCAGAUGAAUCAGACUGGACUUCUGUUGGUGUUCGAGACGGUCAAAAUGGAAGACGUGGGCAGAUACUUUUGCACUGCGACCGGCAUGGAUGGACGUGGUCAUUCCAUUAGCAUCACGCUGACCGUGACCAAAAUAUUGGAAUUCGACUCGCCUGCUGAACAAAUAACUAGCGAGAACACUGACUUCUUUAUCAAGUGCAAGGUGAAAGGAAACUCAAAUCCCACUUUUAUGUGGUCGUACAACGGUCAGACAUUAAAAGAAAAGACGUUAAGCGGAAAAUAUUCGGUGCUAGACGGUGGACUGAUGGUGCGAAACGUGACACACCUGGAUUCGGGUAAAUACACGUGUAGAGCUUUCGAGACCACUAACAAGUCUAGCGUUUCCGGAAUUACAGUAAUUGAAUUGAAAGUCAGACACAAACCAGUGUUUUUGAACUACAUGGAAGGCGAUCCCGUUGACCUGUACGUAUUCCAGUCGGAUUCGGUUAAUUUAACGUGCCAGAAUUCAGCCGAACCGGCGGCAAAUAUGUCGUGGAGUUUCAACGGAAAAUAUUUCAUCAACCCGGCCGACCACUACAUCGUGACGUUCAACAGACCGGAAAAGUUGGGAUCGUACUCGUGCACGGCCGCGAAUGCUUUGGGCAAAAUUACCAGACGGUUCAACCUGAUCGAAGGGUUCAAGCCGAAGAUGCCCAGCGGUCUGUCAGUGUCGCGUGUCGGCGACAACUACAUCGAACUGCAAGUGGUGCCCAACGACAAAGGGGACGAGUUGAUUGGCUACAGAGUCGAGUACGUGACGAGAGUCGUGGAACCCAGCGGAAACACUUUCGAAAGUUUCGACAUGAUGAACUUCAAUACUACCGAAGGUCCUUUUGUACUCGGCAACCUCAAGCCGAACACCGAAUACAUAACGAAAAUCCUGGCAAGGAACCGGGCCGGUUUCAGCGAAUACACCGAACCGAUCGUGGUCCGGACAUCGCCGGAGAUCAUCAACAGCGGAGUUCCGGCCCUCUUCGAUGGGUUCCUCAAACAGCUCCUGACCGCCGUCGCCGUCGCCUCGUUCGCGGCUAGAUUAUAAGCGCCCACCGAUCCUACAAACAGCCGCGUAUUAUAUUAGAUCUAUACACAUACAGCCUUCGUAGAUCUGAACAUAGAUUCUGUGUACAGGACCAAAGCCAUCUCGACAAAGAUCUAUUCGUCUCUGUCUUUACACACACACACAUACACACACACACACAAAUAAUAUAUAUAUAUAUAAAUAUAAGUUAUGUACUACCGCCGCUCCGGUAUGUGGUCAUCCACGUCGUUAUAGUCUUACCGGGACACGAAAUUCCCCCGCCGCUUGUUAUUUUGUUUUCGUCGUGAUACAACAAUAUAAACACGUGUUGCUUAUUAUUGUUGUGACAUUGACGAAUCAAUAAUAAUAAUACUAUCGUUUACUCUUUAACUUAAAAAUAUUUACAUCGUAUACUAAAUCCGCGUGAACACAUAGUAAUACACGCCAUACUAUGCGAUGAUGACUCUCCAAUAACAUUAACACACUAUUCUAGGUACCUUACGUCGUAAUAGUAUACACAUACACACACACAUAAUACACACAUGGGCACAGACACAGACGUGCAAGACUUGGCUUUUGUCACAGUCUAUUUUCUCGGCGACGGCUGUGUGUAAUAUUCUUGUGUUCGGUGGAGAGUGCCAGUAAAAUAAUAUAUCCGCCUCCGCCACCGCCGCAGUGCGCAAAAUAGUGUUUAUACAUACGCGCCCGUCAUUUCGAAAUAAAAAUAAUAAUAUUAUUGCGCAGACAUAUUUAUUUUGUUUUGCAGACAACUGUCUCAGCUUUUGCCCGUUUCCGUUAAUGUGCGUCGCGACCUAGUGCGCCGCGCCGGCUAUUUGGAGAAUAUCUAAGAUAAAAUAAAUAUUAUAAAAUCAUUAACGCGUUUUUAAGGUUUUUUCUUCGCCGCCGUAUGAUAUUACAAUAUAUUAUUAAUAUUAUACCUAUGUAACUGUAAAUAUUUAAUACUUUAAUACUAUAUUGUAUAUUUUACGUGUAACUACAACUCUAGUGACGAUAAUCCCUAUACAUAGAUGAUAUAUGUAGGUAUCGUUAAGAUUUUAAUAUAUAUAUUUAUAAAUACUAUGAUGCAUACGCGCAUAUAUUGUUUAAGUGGAUAAAUAAACAGCUCCAAUCCGGAUGUACGUAGUGGUAUAAAAAAAAACAUGAUAACAUUGCCGACGCCGCUUAGUAUAUUCGUGCAUAAUGAUAUGAUUGCGUAUUGUAUAUUAUGUGAAUGAUGUAAAACGUAUCGAGUAUAAUACAUAUAACAUUGAUUAUUAUUGAUAUAUAUUAUUAUUUUUAUUGUACUAUAAUAUACGUAUGUUAAUUACCAUUACUUUAUAUAUUACGAUUAUUAUUAUUAUUAUUACAAUUACAUAUAACUAUUAUUGCCUAUAUUAUUGUUUUGUACGCGUGACGUGAGAAAAUGCGCCAUUUUGAAACGAAAAACGAUUACUACAUACUUACCCAGCAACAAUAAUACUAGUAUUAUUAUAAUAUGUACGUUAUAUAAGUGUAAAAAAAAAAUUGAAAAGGAAAACCGCUUGACAUGAAAAUAAUAUAUUGGCUUACGCAAUUUUCUAUAUGCGCGUAUGACACGUCGCGCCGGCGCAUGAUUUAUUCGGUUUCUAUUUUUCUUUUUUUUUUUUCUUCCCUCGGUUUUUAUCAUUUUAAUAAUAAAGUGAACACUCUGUGACACACCGUGUGGCCACGCCACCGCCUUUACAAUAAAACGGUUUUUACGACCAGAAUCUGACGUCGAGAACAACAUAAUAUACUUUGAAUAUUUAUUAGGUACGUCUUCCCCUCCACCGCCCCCUUGCCAUCCGCUGACGUUUUCCCCGUGCAUUCGCGGAUAUAUUAUUAUAUAUCCACGCCAUCACUAUACGGUGUCCUUGUGUCUCGACAGUCGCCCCGUACUAGAUUUUCGUCUGACCGCGCGAGCAGCCAACAAAGUACACGCGUGUCGACGAGGGGGCGAGAGCGAGGGAUUUUUACGUACCUUUAUUGUACACUACAAUAUAUAUAUAUAUAUAUAUAUAUAUAUGCACACGCGAUACUCGAUCGCGAGCGUGAGGCUAAAGACCUUUACAUAUUAUACGACUGGGAUGUUUUAGAUCCCGAGCGCAUCAUGUAUUUUUUUUUUUUUCCUCUUUUCAUUUUAUCUCGACGUCUUCCCCGCACUAUAUAAUAUAUAAACAUCGUUAGUCCUUAAAACGCCAAAUUCCUUACGGUUAAUAAACAUUGGUUCAUAUAAAAUACAUAAUUUAUCUAUACACACACAGUAUUUUAUAGAACAAUAUAUAAUAUAAUAACAUCUAUAUGGGGCACCCGGAUAAUCUGUUCUGUUGGAGAUAGUUUAUUUUUUCAUUUCUAAGGCGUAUAUACCUCUACGGCGAGACGCUUCGUAUCGUGUCUUUUGAUCGUGUUCGAUUCGAUUAUUUUUUAGAAAAUAAUAUAUGCCGUUUAACUGAAAGCACGUCUAUAGAAACGACUAAUAAACAUACAGUGUUUUUUAUCUUCAACUAUAAGAGGUUACCUCAGAUUUUGCAAAACGAAUUACUUUAAAGUCGAAAAUUAUAUUUUCCUACUUUGAAAAGUUUUUAUUUAUAGUUAUAUUAUCCAUAAGGACUUUGGUGUUUACGAGGAACGAAACAAAUUUCUCAUCCCACUCUAACCACAAGAAAAAAAUCUCCCGAAUAACCGAAUAUUGGUGUCGUCGUUAAUACUGAUUUGACGUAGUUGUAUGUGCACUCUUAAUGCAUUGACAUAUAUUUCGGAAUGAUCUCACUAUAAUCACA
Messenger RNA from Aphis gossypii (cotton aphid), 4376 nucleotides. RefSeq names its product netrin receptor DCC-like. Gene Ontology annotation, molecular function: protein binding. The coding region runs from base 274 to 1599 and encodes 441 amino acids. Lineage: Eukaryota; Metazoa; Arthropoda; Insecta; Hemiptera; Aphididae. The transcript has 8 exons. Gene Ontology annotation, cellular component: neuron projection. The record is from RefSeq and is a predicted model, not a curated record.